UGAUCCCGUUACAUGUCGUAAAGCCGGAAUUUCACGGUACGCUGGACAUUUUGUCAUUCAUUUUGCACGGUACGCUGGACAUUUGUCUAACUACUACGGUACCUUCGGAAGACCUGGAUGCUUCGACAUAUGAGCGUGACUGUGAGGAAUCUCUGCGGAAACGGAUGUGAAAGAUCACAGUGAAUCGCACCGAAUCGAAUGUCAAAGACUUCGAGGGAAGCAAAGGCCGAGGGUUACGUCUUGUUUCGAUCCCGUGGGGUCUGUCAAAUGUCGGGAGGAAACUCCAUCAUGGGGUUGACGAGCGCGUUCUGAUGGUUAUGUUUACAUGACAGCGCUGAAGGCAUAAGAUAAGAUUGCAUCGGUAAGCAUUGGAGGAUCAGGAAGGGACGGAGGUAUGGCGGCGAAUUUCUGGGCUUCUUCUCACUGCAAGAAACUCCUGGACUCAGAUGAGGUGGGACACGUGUUACCUGCCGACCAGGAGCGUGGAUUAACAGCAGAGGAUGUGAAAUUGAUAAAAAUUUACUUAUCUUCCUAUAUAAAAAAUCUAGCUGGACAUCUGAAAGUCAGACAACGAGUUGUGGCGACUGCCAUCGCUUACUUCAGACGUAUAUAUACCAGGAAGAGUUUUACGGAAUUCGAUCCACGUUUAGUAGCUCCAACUUGUUUGUAUUUAGCAUCAAAAGCAGAGGAAAGUACAGUAGCAGCUAAGCUACUCGUGUUUUACAUGAAAAAAAUUCCACCAGAAGACAAGGGGUUUCGAUAUGAGAUCAAGGACGUUCUGGAAAUGGAGAUGCGGCUUCUGGAAGCACUAGAUUACUAUCUUGUAAUAUAUCAUCCUUAUCGGCCACUUAUCCAGCUCUUACAAGAUGCUGGAUUAAGCGACAUAAUCGUAACUGUUUGGUCCAUUGUUAAUGACUCCUACCGAACAGACCUUAUCUUGAUGCACCCGCCUUUUAUGAUAGCACUUGCCUGUAUAUAUAUCGGAAGUGUAAUUAAAGAUAAGGAGACACGAACAUGGUUUGAGGAGUUGAGAGUUGAUAUGAAUGUGAUAAAGAAUAUUGCUAUGGAAAUUUUAGACUUUUAUGAGAACUACAGAAACAUCCCCGAGGAGCGUCUCAAUGCUGCAAUGGCAAAGCUUCCACAAAGGUCCUGAGUGUGCUAUGUGAAUGCCGUUGGGGAUUAAAGUUCUACAUGUCUCAAGCAGAACAAGUCCCCGAUGAUUGUCUUUCAGCACAAAAUGGGAACUAUACCAACAGUCAAUGGGUUUAGUUCAGGUCUACACAUACUUGGAACAUGAUUGUGGCGGUUUGGGACGAAAUCACUAUCAGCUUUGGAGUUGUCAUCUUCGGAGGAUCGUUUUCAGUGUAAGUGCAGAGGAGUUCGUCAUCUUCAUCGUGGCAUUCUAGCUUGCACUCGCUUCCAUGUUGAAUCCUUCACAAGAAUGUUCACAAUUGUUCUAUUGACAUCUACCUCUUACUAUUUGAGCUCUCAAUGUAUCAAUUAACUAAGCCACUCAUUUUCGUUGAUUUUAUUGGAGAGUAAGGUUAUGGUAUAAUGCUGAUUUUCAGAUGAAUUUUGGAAAGUUCUCUAUGUCAAACUACUGUAAAAGCUUGACUUUGCUUAAGUCAAAGUUUGCCCUGCACAUUUGAUGAUUGCUUAUCAUUCAUGUGUCAUUUUUUAUCACAUUUUGGAAUGGAACAUACAAGCUGUAGACGGAGUUACGGAGACUUGAAUCAUCAACAUGCUAUGCAAACCAUUCCGACUAGACUUUGCAAUGCCGUAAGAUAUGGAUUUUCUCUUUGGUCAUCCUACAAGAUUGAGAUUUAUGAGUUCAGCCUUUUCAUUAUCGCCAAAGUUCAGCAAAUUACCGGCUGAAAAUUAGAAAAUA
This is a messenger RNA of Marchantia polymorpha subsp. ruderalis, 1888 nucleotides long. Lineage: Eukaryota; Viridiplantae; Streptophyta; Marchantiopsida; Marchantiales; Marchantiaceae. The record is from the annotation of a GenBank genome assembly.